UCGGUUAAUCGCACUUAAUUCGUCAAAAUGAGCAAGAAAAAGUCCAUCGGAUUUCCGAUGCUAAGUGGUUAUUCGGUCCUGCUUCAGUGUCAGGAACCGAAAGUGUCCAGCAAGUUAACCGAAAUCCUACAGGGAAAACUACGCGCCAUUCGUUCCGUUCCGAAAAUCGAACGUCAGCCCCCGCGAACUCCCGGCAAACCGCGAGAUCCAGCCGAAUCUGAAUCGGUUCCAAUAUCGGGCGAAACGAUACGCGGAGUGAAAGCCAAACUCGGGCUCGUCGAUAUGUGCUUUCCGGAAGCGGGUCCGGUAUCGGGAAGCUUGCAUGAACUGGGUCUGGUCGAGUUUCCGGAAUCCUACCGGCGGCUUAGCGCCAAGGAAAAGUUGGUGCUGCUGUUUGCGGAAAGCUUCCGGCGCCAGUACAAGGAGCAGUUUCGGCACCGGAAGCCACCGAUCCUGGCCCUGGGCAACGAGUGCGGGGUCCAGAAAUUUGUCUGUUCCACCGUGAAACCGGCAAUUUUGCAAUACUCGGAACUGAUCGGUUCCUGGCAGGCGAUUGCCUCGUUUGUGGCCGAUUAUGUGGUGUUCGAACCGCUUCAGGAUCAGAUCAAUAUGUCCGCAUCAAGGGUCCGUAUCAAGGUCCGCAUCCGCAAAAUGAGUGCCAAACUGGAGAAGACCGGAAAAAGGAUCAGCACUAAUGCCGAUCUGAGACGUGGUGUGUCGGCAAAACAAGCCACAAAUCACGACACUGCCGUUCUAAGUAAAACUGUCCCCCCAUGA
This is a messenger RNA of Uranotaenia lowii, 777 nucleotides long. RefSeq names its product dynein regulatory complex subunit 7-like. The record is from RefSeq and is a predicted model, not a curated record. Gene Ontology annotation, biological process: flagellated sperm motility. Lineage: Eukaryota; Metazoa; Arthropoda; Insecta; Diptera; Culicidae. The transcript has 2 exons. Bases 28 to 777 code for a protein of 249 amino acids. Gene Ontology annotation, cellular component: motile cilium.